AUGGAGCUGGCGCAAAUUGAUAUGAGCGGCCAGCGCUGCCGCAAGGGUGGCGGCCGACUUACUGCCUACAUCUCGACAGCCACUCAAGAUGGUGCGGUCUCCGUGGCUGAGCUGGCUGCUCCAGGAGAGAUUUCAGCAGCAGUGGAGGCUGCCCUGUUACAGGAGCCCGAUCUGGCAGUCUCCAACAGUCCCCUGGAGUAUAGCUAUCACUCACUCACAAAUUUACACUCUCAUGUAUGCUUAUUAUUGUAUCUCUUUUUAGUUUUCCUCACGGGAGGAAAAGCAAAUACGGUACUAAAACGCUACCCAAGAGCUAAUGGACUUUUUGAAGAAAUAAGACAGGGAAAUAUUGAGCGUGAAUGCAAAGAAGAAUUCUGCACAUUCGAAGAAGCAAGAGAAGCUUUUGAAAAUAAUGAAAAAACUAAAGAGUUUUGGAACACCUAUACAAAAGCGCAACAAGGUGAGAGUAACAGAGGAAGUGACUGGUUUCAAUUUUACCUCACCUUUCCAUUAAUCUUUGGCCUCUUUAUUAUCCUACUUGUCAUUUUCCUAAUCUGGAGAUGCUUCCUAAGAAACAAAACUCGCAGACAGACAGUGACUGAAGAUCACAUCCCUUUCCCUCAGCACCUUAAUAUUAUCACUUCACCUCCCCCACCAGACGAAGUGUUUGAUAGCAAUGGAAUGUCGCCAGGCUUUCUGGAAUAUGUAGUUGGGCGCUCAGAUUCUGUCUCCACUCGCCUUUCCAACUGCGAUCCUCCACCAACCUAUGAGGAAGCUACAGGACAGGUGAACCUUCAGAGGAUUGAAACAGAACCUCAUUUAGACCCACCCCCGGAUUAUGAGGACAUCAUCCACUCCAACUCAGCCAGUGCCAUUGCUAUGGUGCCUGUGGUCACCACCAUCAAAUGAAACAGCAAACUUCUUUUUACUAUAAUCGUUUUUAGAAUACAAAUAAAAGAACUGUCUACCACUUUACCACUA
This is a messenger RNA of Myotis lucifugus (little brown bat), 981 nucleotides long. It is a transcript of the gene PRRG1, whose product is annotated as proline rich and Gla domain 1. Gene Ontology annotation, cellular component: extracellular region. The transcript is spliced from 5 exons. Lineage: Eukaryota; Metazoa; Chordata; Mammalia; Chiroptera; Vespertilionidae. The record is from RefSeq and is a predicted model, not a curated record. Gene Ontology annotation, molecular function: calcium ion binding. The coding region runs from base 1 to 909 and encodes 302 amino acids.